AUGACGGCACCACCCCCUGCCCAUUUAGGCCAUCCAAAUGGUCACUCUAGCCAUGAGAGUACAGAUCCAACACUGCUCGCAAUUCUAGAAAUCCAAAGAAGGCAAGAGGCGGAUUUAAGGGGUCUUCAGCAGAGGAACCUAGCUCUAGAGUUUGAGAACUAUCAGCUACGGAACUUAAGGUCGAGGUCGAGAGGAUCUUCUAGCCGAGGGACAUCGGGACACCGAGGCCGAAUCGGGAAGGAUGUCCUGAUGAACGGCCAAGCUCACAGUGAUCCCUUGGUUAUCAGCCUGCUGAUUGAGGAAUUGGGGGUAAGAAGGAUACUAGUGGAUAGUGGGAGCUCAGCCGAAGUACUCUUCUACGACACGUUCAAGAGGAUGGAGUUGUCAGAUGAUAUACUCGUCCCAUCGACAUAUCGUAUCUACGGUUUUAAUGGGACCGUGACCAUCCCAAAGGGCGAAGUAACCCUAAGGGUAUCGGGUGGAGGUGGUUACCUAGAUACGUUAACUACAUUCUGUGUGGUCGAUGUCGCCUCGCUCUAUGAAGCUAUUAUCGGGAGAUCGUGGAUCGCGAGAAUCAAAGGAGUGGCAUCGGCUUAUCAUCAGAGGCUACGAUUCCCAACGUACAAGGGUAUAGCUGAGGUCGUGGGAGAUUCACAUGCAGCCCGACAGUGCAUGCAGGUCGAUGCCCAAAUAAAUGAGGAGCGGCGAGCACGACAAAGGAGAGAGAAGAACAAGGCUAAAGAAGCCAAAGCGGCAGAGGACUUGGAAAAAGUUAUUUCGCAGGCGGUCAUGGCGUACGAAACACAAGGAAGUGAACCUUCAUAG
This is a messenger RNA of Papaver somniferum (opium poppy), 825 nucleotides long. RefSeq lists its product as uncharacterized. NCBI's taxonomy places the organism in Eukaryota, Viridiplantae, Streptophyta, Magnoliopsida, Ranunculales, Papaveraceae. The record is from RefSeq and is a predicted model, not a curated record. Bases 1 to 825 code for a protein of 274 amino acids. The transcript is spliced from 2 exons.